AUGGAGUUCCGCGACGCCACCUCCCUUAGAGGGCUUUUAUCCUACAGCCUGCGGCACCCUUUAGAGUCACUAUGUAGCCUUGGCCCGACUCUGAACGAGGCUACAUUCGGCCUGCUUGGCAAUUCAUUCAAGCCGGAAUACGAUAUCCUUAGCCUUGAGGGCAAGGUCAUCUUAAUCACCGGAGGUGAAACCGGCAUCGGCAAAGAGACUAUUCUUCAGCUCGCAAAGCACCACCCAGCUCGCAUUUACAUCGCAGCGCGUUCUGAAAGCAAGGCACGCGAGGCUAUUGCCUCAAUCCAGAUACAACUCUCUUCUCCCGUCGAUAUCAGAUAUAUCUCGCUUGACCUUUGCUCUUUCCGGUCUAUACGCGACGCAAUGGACCAGUUUCAAUCGGAUUGUGACAGGCUGGAUAUUCUGAUCCUCAACGCAGGAACAAUGUGUAACCCGCCCACAAAGACGGAAGAUGGAAUCGAGACCCAGCUAGGUACUAACUACAUAGGCCAUUUCCUGCUCACGAAUUUGCUUCUGCCUACGCUACAAAGAACUGUCACCCGUAUCGAGGCCAGUGGUACGACCCCCGACGUACGUGUUGUGACCCUAGGGUCCGCAGCCCACGUUAUGGGCCCAGCCUCUUUUGAAGGUCUAACUUCCACGUCCUUAUUGCUAGCUGCUAGCACGUGGAAACGUUAUUGUGCUUCUAAAGCGGCUAUUAUCCUAUUUACUGCGGAGUUCGCCCGUCGGAAUCCACAGAUCUUGUCGAUCUCCGUACACCCGGGCGUUGUAAAUAGUGAUUUGUUUAUGCACGCAAAGGCGACUGGCUUCUUCAUGAAGUAUAGCCUCAAGGUUGUGCUAUGGUUCUUCCGAAAUGUAACCACCGGGGCACUCAAUACGCUUUGGGCAGCGACUACCAAUCAAGACAACUUGGUCAAUGGGGCCUACUAUACUCCCGUUGGGUUUCACAGUCAUGGAGCCUCCUUUGUUCAAGACGCCGAUAUAGCCCAGAAGCUUUGGGACUGGACUGAGGCUCAAUUUCCAACCCUUAAUUAUACUCUAUGCGGUUGCUCUGGCUAG
Penicillium longicatenatum is the source of this 1071-nucleotide messenger RNA. RefSeq lists its product as uncharacterized. The record is from RefSeq and is a predicted model, not a curated record. Gene Ontology annotation, molecular function: oxidoreductase activity. NCBI's taxonomy places the organism in Eukaryota, Fungi, Ascomycota, Eurotiomycetes, Eurotiales, Aspergillaceae. The transcript has 2 exons. The coding region runs from base 1 to 1071 and encodes 356 amino acids.